CUCUAUAAUCAGCACUUAAGGAACUACUUGAUCGGGGAAAUAGUGUGGAUACUUUCACUCUCUUAGUUUUCGAUUAAGAAGUGAUAUUGUUUUCAAUCAGUAGAUAAUGUUAUAAUCACAACAACGUUCAACGUGUUAAGAAAACAGUGUUUCAGAAAAUCACUUACCUAGCCCACAAAACACAUGCCUGCACACUAAAGUAUCACGACCAACUGAAUACAAUAAUUACAGAGUGCACAUGCGCUGGUGAUCGCCAAAUCGGAACUACAAGACCAAAGUAUCUUUCAGCACCGACUCCCCUCUCUUUUCGCCCUUAAUGACUGACGAAUGUCAUCCAAACACGCAACCGACAGGCCUCAUCAAAUCACAACCAUGACAUACUUCCAUCACUGGACCCCCGCCAAUACUAGAUUGACAUUUGACAGUAUUGGACCAGUAAAUCAUCAAGGGUACUAAUAAAUCAGAGAAAUCGAUAUUGGUAUGCAAAUACGCUAAAGGCAACACAAGAAGUCGUCAUGACCGCAUUGUGGAUGAGGAAAUGCGUUUUGUUUCCACGUAUUUCCGGGAUGAAAUUAAACCGGUCCAACGUAUCAUCGAAUAAGAUAUGACUCAAAUAAUUGGCACGAAUUCCAUUUAUAUUUAACUAGUCAUGCGAUUGGUGAAUAUUACCAGUGAUCACAUAAAACUUUGGCACAUCUAGUACUAAUGAAAAUCUACAAAAGACGCUGCUGUGUUUCUUAGCGUCCCAAUUACGCAACCUCGGCCCCUGGCUACGCUCGUCGGGCGGGCUGAGUGAUAAUUCAAACGAAACGAUCGAUCAGCGAACGUAAAUCUUUCAACAGCAUGGCACCUGUUAAAGUGCCUAACUACUGUAAGUGGAACAGGCCACCCACCGCUGUGUACGAAGAUAAUUAUGGCUACGGCAUCAACUUUUAUCAGCCAAUGAUAGACUAUAUCAGUGCGAAAGAGCGCGGCGUCUCGAGCAAACCUCCCCAUCUUCCGUGGAAUAACGAAAGGGGGCUAGAAAAGUAUCGUUUUGAUAAACCAGUGCGUGCAUACUCUAACGAAGAUUUAACGCGGAUCGCGCGCGAAGUAUCCGAGCAAGCGAAAAAGGAUUUAAAUAAGUAUAAUAUAAGUAAACGUGCUCCGAUCACAGUAGUUGCUACAGCAGCUGCAGCAAAUGUGACAAAACACGUCGGUGUAGAAAGUGUAACUGUGAAAGCUAAGAAGAAAAAAGUGGAACGAGAAGCAAUUAAAGCCGAAAGACAGAAAAAAAGAAUGGAUGAAAUUGAAAAAGAACUUCAGCAAUACGAGAGGGAAGCAAAUGUGGGAGCAGAAUUGCGCGGAAAGGCAAUGAUGUAUAGAGGUAAAUCUGCUAAAGCAAUCGCACAGACACUUCUUCAGGAAACCAGAAAAAAUUGUGCUGAAGGACAGAUGAGAAAGAUGGACUUACACGCUCGUAAAGCUCUUAUUGAUCGUAGUUUGGCUAGAUCCACAGAAAAUUUAAUAUCUUCGAUGAUGUCUGAAAGUAGAAUAUCCAACAUAUCAAAAAUGUCAGAAAGUAAAUUCUCUGAAAGUUUAUCGGAAGCUGUAAGGAGCAUCCGCGAAGUUUCGCCCAGGAGAUGUAUUGUGACGGUUGAAACUGAAUACCCGGCUAUACAGGAAACUUACAUGCAAACGUUGAGUGACUUGAAGGAAACUUUAAAACAGUUUGAUCGUUUAAACACCAGGCUUCUAAUUGAUACAAGGUAUAAAUCCACACCGCAUAAAUAAUCGUUUAAAUGUUGUUAAAUACUCGAACCGUUUUUUUUGACAUAUUUUAAUUAAAAAUAAACUAAUCCCUUACUUUGGUAA
This is a messenger RNA of Pectinophora gossypiella (pink bollworm), 1854 nucleotides long. RefSeq names its product paramyosin, short form-like. Lineage: Eukaryota; Metazoa; Arthropoda; Insecta; Lepidoptera; Gelechiidae. The transcript has a single exon. The record is from RefSeq and is a predicted model, not a curated record. Bases 844 to 1773 code for a protein of 309 amino acids.